This is a messenger RNA of Penicillium atrosanguineum, 930 nucleotides long. RefSeq names its product alpha/beta fold hydrolase. Bases 1 to 930 code for a protein of 309 amino acids. The transcript has a single exon. The record is from RefSeq and is a predicted model, not a curated record. Lineage: Eukaryota; Fungi; Ascomycota; Eurotiomycetes; Eurotiales; Aspergillaceae.
AUGAAUCAAUACUAUGGCUCCGACUGGGACACCGGUGACAUGGAAGGCUUGGUCUCGAUUGGCUCCCACAAGCUCUAUCUAUCCGCAUCUGGACCAGAGCGCCUGGCCGGGGAGCCUAUUGUCCUUCUUAUGCAAGGCCUCGGUAGCACCAUCGAUGAAUGGGUGGCCGUACGGAAGCUUAUGCUUCCCUUUGCGCGAUGGUUGAAUUACGAUCGUUCGGGGAUGGGCCGCAGUGAAAGUCUCGCUCAAAUGCCAGAAAGCAUAUCCGCAGAAUCUGUGGCAGCCGAACUGGAUACUUUAUUGAAAAACGCCGGCAUCGCCCCUCCGUUCAUCAUCGUCGGACAUUCUUGGGGAGGCAUAACUUCGCGUGAGCUUCUUAACCUCAGGCCAAAUGACAUCGUGGGUAUGGUCUUUGUAGACUGCAACACCGAGAGCUACUUCGACGACGGUACUUGGGGACUGGAGGUGUUUGAACCCAUGAUGGGUGGCCAGGACUUCAGUCAGACUACUGGUCUCGCGACCUCCCACCUUUUAUCCAAAGAUGAAUGGAAGUCGUUCUAUAAUGAACAAAUGAAUGAACGACACCAAAAGACCGAGAUGGCCGAAUAUCAAGGGGUAAAGACAAGCGGACGGGCUUUAGCCCAGAAGAGGCAGCUCGAGAAUCUCCCGCUGAAUAAUCAACCUGUGAGCGUGAUCAUCGCAGAUACGUCAAGCGAUUUCCAAAGAAUUUACGACUGUGGUGUCGCUGCAGGCAAAGGAACAGAAGAAGAACGAGCAGUGUAUCUCACGCACCUUGCCAGGCUGCGAGAGAAGAGUGAGGACUGGCAGUGCGAAUUGUUAAAGCUCUCUCGUCGAAGCAGGGCUGUUCGCGUGAAGUGCGGUCAUAAUGUGCAGAUGCUCCAGCCUCAGCCGAUCGUGCAAGAAAUAUAA